UACUUAACACCUCGGGUUCAUGGGUGGCGGAGGAGCAAUGAGGACGGCCGCCAAGUUUGCUGCUGCGAUCAGGGGUGCGCAGUCGGUCUGGAGCGCCUCGCGGCCCGUGUCUGCAGCGCCAUGGGAAGUGAGUGACUGGGAAGACGCCGCUGGUGGUGAUGGACUUGUUAUAGAUGACUGUGAGGUUAUGCCGCCAACAUUAGUGUUUGGCGGUGUCCCUAGUUUGCAGGAGGCCCAGGCAGCCACCACGGAACUGAAACAUGCUAUUGAUAAGAUAUACCAGCCUUCCAAUUCUGCUGAAUGUGAGGGUUCUUCUCCAUAUAGUCAAGUCUCUGCUGUUCAGUUUCCAUAUAAUUCUGGAUUGGAAACAGAAUCUCGUGUCAUUGAGGCUAUUUCAAAUCCUCCAGUUCCAAACCAUGCUCUUCAGGCUUUUCAGUUGCUUAGUGCAAGUCCUGAGGCACAGAAUGCUGUUGCUUCUAUUGCUUGUGACCCGAAUAUAUGGAACGCAAUUGCGCAAAAUCCCACGUUACAAGAUUUCUUCCAAUCACAGCACAUAGAUUUUGCUGCAGUUUCUGGUUUUGAUGUAAAGGGAGCUCUUGAAAAAGCUGGAGAGUUACCUGAUUCUAACUCAGGAAUUGAUUUUGUUGAUUUGUUAAGAGUAAUCCACAAUGUCAAGCUUACCGUAUCUGAAAUGGUAAGCAAUGUGUCAAACUACUUUCAUACCAUAUUUGGGCUCUCAACUCUUCAAAAUUUGUCUGCUGGUGCUGAUGAUCAUGGAACAACAACAGCAAACUUCAAUGAUCACAUAGUCAUGGGAGGAACUUUUAUGGGGUUGGCAAUAUUAGUCGUGCUGGUGGUAGCUUUGAAACGAGUUUAAGAGAAUUACACUAUGUAAUAAUUUUUUGAAGUGUUCAACUCAAGGGAGAUAAGAACCAAAUCUGAAAUGCUCUCAAGUUUAAGCAAUAUAUCUACCCUUUUUUCCCA
This is a messenger RNA of Lotus japonicus, 984 nucleotides long. RefSeq lists its product as uncharacterized. The record is from RefSeq and is a predicted model, not a curated record. Bases 20 to 877 code for a protein of 285 amino acids. The transcript has 4 exons. NCBI's taxonomy places the organism in Eukaryota, Viridiplantae, Streptophyta, Magnoliopsida, Fabales, Fabaceae.